AUGGAACAGAAUCUGAAGCUCACCACCAGUGAUGGUGAUCUUCUGUCGAACCCGAGCCCCUAUCGUCGACUUGUUGGCCGUCUCAUUUACCUCACCAUCACUCGAACUGACAUUGCCUUUACAGUCAACAUACUCAAUCAGUUCAUGCAUGCACCUCGAGCUCCUCAUUUGACUGCUGCUCAUCGGGUUCUUCGCUAUCUGAAGAGCACUUCAGGUCAUGGCAUUUUCUUUGCAGCCUCCAGUGGUCUUCAGCUCACUGCCUACACAGUUUCAGACUGGGCUAGCUGCCCAACCACUCGUCAUUCUACUACUGGCUACUUCAUCCAACUCGGGACCAAUCCCAUUUCUUGGCGCACCAAGAAAUAG
Messenger RNA from Olea europaea var. sylvestris, 366 nucleotides. RefSeq lists its product as uncharacterized. The transcript has a single exon. The coding region runs from base 1 to 366 and encodes 121 amino acids. The record is from RefSeq and is a predicted model, not a curated record. Lineage: Eukaryota; Viridiplantae; Streptophyta; Magnoliopsida; Lamiales; Oleaceae.